AUGCCACCUCUUCGAUCAAAGAAAUCAAAGCAGAGUAGAGCUCGUAUAAAACGUAUAAUGCAAUUGGACGAGGAAGUGGGUAAACUCGCUUCUGCAACUCCAGUCCUGAUAUCCAAAUCGUUGGAAUGUUUCUUGCAGCAGCUCAUAGAUGAGACUUGUAAAGAGACUAGAUCGAGGGGAUCAAAGAAGAUGACAGCUUAUCAUCUAAAACACAUGAUCAACUCCAACCCUACAUUCGAUUUCCUCCGUGAAAUAGUCGAGUCCAUACCUGAUCCAAUCGUCGCAGAACCUAAAGCAGGUCCAUCUAAACCUCGUAAAGUUUCCAACCCCAAUCCGAGUUCAAAUGAUCCUCUUGGAGGAGGAGGUCCAGUGAAAAGGAGAACGAAGAAAGAAAAAGAUGAUAAUGGCCAUGGUGGACAACAAGAAGGAUUCGGAUUUGCACAACCUCCUGCACCUGCACCCAACCCCAAUAGUCUGCCGAAUAUCGGUACGUGGAAGAGAGAUUUCACGGGAACGGGUGGGACGGGGGAGAAUGGGAGAGGGAUAUUUGAUGAUUAUGAAGAGGAUGAGGAUGAUUAUUAG
Molecule: messenger RNA, 582 nt
Organism: Kwoniella mangroviensis CBS 8507
Lineage: Eukaryota; Fungi; Basidiomycota; Tremellomycetes; Tremellales; Cryptococcaceae
Exons: 4
Coding region: 1-582 (193 amino acids)
Biological process (GO): transcription by RNA polymerase II
Cellular component (GO): nucleus; negative cofactor 2 complex
Molecular function (GO): protein heterodimerization activity; core promoter sequence-specific DNA binding; RNA polymerase II general transcription initiation factor activity
Source: RefSeq, a predicted model, not a curated record